Paramuricea clavata is the source of this 21538-nucleotide messenger RNA. NCBI's taxonomy places the organism in Eukaryota, Metazoa, Cnidaria, Anthozoa, Malacalcyonacea, Plexauridae. The record is from the annotation of a GenBank genome assembly.
GUAAAAUGUUUAUCUGGGUAGCUUCCAAAAAUCAAGCUCUGGUACAAAUCAUCAUCAACCUACCAACAGAAUUUCCAGACGUCCCACCAAGAGCAUAGCCACCGCCAAGUCUCGACUGUGUGUGACCGUUAUGAAACGAUGGAAGGUAGGAUGCAUUUAAACCCAUGCCCACUGAAGAUUUCUUAUUUACUGGCAUCCUGUUAGCUGCUGCGGCAGGACUUUGCCCGGGAAAAUAUCGCGCCUGUUUCAUGUAGUGUUCUUUAGCGCUCGGUGGAUUCCUGCGGUUUGAGUCGUUGUCUUUGCUACCAAAAUUGCUGGAAGGGAAAAUAGAAAAAAUAUAUAUAUACUGGAUAGCUCUAUCAGUUCUAGACCGUCCUUCCGAGAGGUCCAGUAACGGUUAUCCAUAAUUGGUUCAGUGUGACUACAGGAAGAAACGUAAAUUAACUAACUUUAUUUAGACUGGAUAGUUCUAUCAGUUAUAUACUGUUUUCCCUAGCGAUAAGCAACCAAUUAAGGCCAGAAACCGUCCUAUCAAUAAUUUCCAAAGGCGUGCAAACCAGAAAAAGCAAAAUGGUAUACGUUGCUAAAAGAAAAUAUUUUUAAACCUUACCUUUCGUAAGUAUCUCGUGUCUCACGCCGUUUCGCUGGUGGUAGCUAAAUAAAAUCAAAACGAAAGGAAUUAACGAACUGUUCAAAAAACUUAACAAACUGGAUAGCCUAUGUGGCAACCAAAGAAACACACACACACAAAUCCAGGUGAAAGCAAAAUCUAUUUCCUACCUUGGAUGUAGCUUUAUUAUGACCUGACUUCUCAAUUUCGUCCAUUAAAUUUUCAAGAUCAUCGUCAUGGCUCGACCUCUUUGCCGGUCCUUGCCAUUUCCGUCUUUCACUUCCGAACACGCUUGUAUUUUUCAUUUCUUUACUUCCUGCGAUAUUUGGAUGGUGAUUCUCUUUUGCAAAAUGUCUACUAGAAUGUUCUGGGACAUGGUUCUCUUUCGCAAAGUGUCUAUUCGACUUCUCGGGAACAUUGUCUAAGUAUGGAAGUUUGGUCCCCUUAGAUCCAUUCUUUCCCGUCUCUCCGUCGUCCGCUAACCCGCCAAUUCGUUUUGAGUUGCGAUGAGAUUUAUUCAAAUUUGUACUCCCAUACUCUAACAGGCUAUCGGACUCAACGUUUUUCACCGGGUUUCCCCGAGUAUUGUUCCGAUCUGUGGCCGAGGACCUCUUCUCAAGUCCUUUUAUACCACCGGACUUCUUACUAGCCCCGUAGGAUUGCUGUAAAUCAUCUUUCAAAUUAUCAAUGUCAAAAUCAUCAAAAAUAGCGCUUGCUUUUUUCUUGAGUGGGUUCGGCGGUUUAACCGGCUUACCUGAAUCGCUGACCCGCCGUAUUGACCCAUUGUUCAUCGAUUGUUGUAAGCUCCGAUCUUCUUUAGGGUCUGCAUCAAAGUCGUAAUCGUCAAAAAAGCCGCUUGCCUUUUUUUUCGUGAGGGGUUUCACAGGUUUCCCAGAUUCGCUAAUGCGUCUGAUAUCGUCCGUUUUCUUCGCCGACCCACGUUGGGCGUUCACUUUGUUUUGGGGUAGGUCGACACCGACCAUAAAGAAAGGAUACCGCAAGCUUUGCGCGGCGUUUGGUCGUUUUUGUGGGUUCCAUAGUAACAUGUCUUUGACGAGUUGUAUGCCUUCCGUGCUGGCGUUUGGAAUGAUCUGACGUAACGGUGUGCUUACCUGAAAGGGAAUUAAACAGUUUAAAGCAUGAUACAAAUGUUUCUCUGUUUGCCCACGCUUGAUGUCUGUUCAUAUGAGUCCAGCUGACCGGAAAACUACCUGAGUGGGAUCCGCGUACAUUUUGUUAACGCAUAUAACAUUCAGUUUGUGUUCAUAUGAGAAACGAACCAGCCGAGCUAAGUGAGAUCUAAGAAUCUCAGUCAAGUCGGAUAUAAGAUUUUUCAUAUGAAGGUUUUAUCCCUCCUGGCCAGGAUGGACAUUUUUUUGCCAAUUUUGACCUAUAAUAUAGUAUUGAACGGCACAGUUGGAGAAUACGAACAAAAGUUAAUAGACAGACCCUGUUAACGUCGUAAUACAAAGUGCAGUUGUUUAAUUACAACAAAAAAUCUUUUCAAGAUGCCAUGUUUACAUAAUGUCGUCUCAUCGAGGUAGGAUAUUAGGUGGCACAAAAACAUUCAUAUGAACACAGAAAUAAUUAAUCUCACUCAGGUGAGCAUCCCGGCAAACCAGACUCGUAUAUGAGCAGAUCCAUCGAAACAUUGAUGAGCAGAUUCUUCGAUGAGAUGAGAUUGAUCUUUCGAUGCUCGAUGAAUGAGAUGAGAUUGAUGAGAUAAAACAGGGUGAGCAGAUCCUUCGAAACAUUGUUGAAAAAAACAUAUAUGCAUGCUUGUUAGGAAGUAGGCCUGCUCAGGAAGCAAAAAUGUUUCCAGACAUAUGAUAAAGAUCCGCGGUUUCCUAAAGAACAAAAUAAUUAUAUAUAACCUAGUAAACCUACCAUUGUUGGAAACUUGAAAUUCAUCGCAGAAGCAAGUUUAUAUCCUUCUGCCCAAUCAUCCUAAACAAAAAUAGUCACGAAUGAAGCUAUCUGGACUCUAUGUAAGACAGUACACCUUACUUUCGAAAAUGAGUCGCAAAUCCCCUUUGCCUGCCCUGCCUAGUGGUCAGGUAAGGGCAACCCCUUAGUCCGUCCGGAGUAACAGAAUUAAUAAGUUAAGGGUAAAAGUAGGGGGGGGGGGGGACAUGUUAGCCAUCCUUUCUGGCAGUCGAAAGCUGAAUAGCGAACGCCGCAGCUCAAAUGCGAUUGAGUCAAAGGCUUACUAAGGCGCCUCUGGCAAACACCAUAUGACCAUGUCUGAUCACGGAGCACAGCUAACGUGGAAGGGUUAAUUUUCGGUGAAGAAAACUAGUGGACCCAGACUAGUCCCUGUCGAUCUGAAGCUAACAUAUGAACAUGUGGAACCUAAGUGUGACGUCACCGCUCAAUGUGACAGGUGGCUCAGGAACAUAUUGAAUAGCGAAGAAAGUACCUGGGACUAGACAGUAGAAGACCCCAAGAAAAACCUCGCAGCACAGGAGAGAAUUUUCGAGUAUAUCAAGUCAGACAGGAUAGUAGCAGGCUUAACACAGCGCCAAGGGGUAGCGCGCCAACCGCAUCUUUCCACAUUACCUUUGCUGGUGUUCCAAGCACAGAACAUAUUUUAUAGAUUUCAUCAAUUUCGCUGUUGCCAGGAAAGAGAGGUCGUAAGGUGUAGAUUUCCGCCAUGAUACAACCGCAUGCCCACAUGUCAAUAGGAGAACUGUAGUUGGUCGAUCUUAGCAAGACUUCGGGUGCUCGGUACCUAAAACAAAUAUAUGAUCAUAAAAUAUUACUGGCUGGUAAUAUGUGUUGACACACUUGGAAAAAGUGUUUAGGUAAUAUUCCUCGGAUCCUGAAUUUGCCUUUUUCAAAUGUUCCUCAACAGUGCGUAAAAACAAUGGAAAAUUUGACCGUAUGCAUCACGGCAUUUUGUAUGCGACAAGAAAGGUAUACUUGACUGUACUCGUGUUGCUUGCAUGUCUCAAAUGACAGCCAAAGAAGUAUGAUAUAAUGAUUCCUUAAGACUCUCUCAUAACGUAUUUGUGAAAAAUUGAAACUGUUCCUUAGCUUAGUCUCUUACUGGAGUUAUAUCUUAAGCCUGGUUUCCAUAUGGUCGUAAUGGUCGUAAAAAUAGAGUCACAAUCUUUCUCAACGGCCAGUUUAUAAUAGUUUAUACCUGCAAACCACAUGUAAAUCAUAAGUAUUCUCUAGUUAUAAUCAUUCCGCGUAUUUUCGUUACGAUAAACUUAAAUUUACCAUCUUGUUGAGACAUAAUCCGUGAAUGGUGGUCUUGAUCGAAUCUCUCUUGCCAAACCAAAAUCUGCAAUUUUCACUUGCUCUGGACCACUGCAUAACAAGUUCUCGGGCUUGAUAUCUCGGUGAAAAUACCCUGAAAAAAUAUGGUCCACUGGUCAUCAAGAUUUGUUCACAUUGACUGUGGAAUGUGGAUGGCAUUUUCGAAAUAUGCUUUAGAAACAUGUUUUACAAUUUCAAUUUUCAUCUCACACUGGCUUGUACCCGGUAUGAUGUAAAGUAGAUCUUGAAACUUAGCCUUAGGCAUUGAAAAUUUUUGAAAAUCUUGUUUGUCGUACACGCAUGCAAGUAAACUCUUCCGAAGAACCUUAUCAAGGAAAAUUUGCUCUUUACUUGCGACUUUCCCAGUUCGCAACUGGAGUAUUAAUUUUAGCAGUGACGGACACUUUGCAAAUAUCCUGUCAGGGUUUCACAGUUGUAAAAACAAUGUUAAAGCUCGCGUAUACACGCUAUCAUACACAAUCACAAUGUUUUGAGGAUAUAUCCUGGGAAGGGGCAAGUUACAGCAUGAGACUUUAUUAGUUUUACUAACCAUGUUUAUGCAUGAAUGUGAUUCCUUGUAAAAUCUGGUACAUUAUAUUUCUUACAGUUUGUUCAGGCAAGUAGCGAUCCCUUGGAAAAGAAACAUACACAAAGUUAUGCAAGGUAAGCCUAAAAGUCACAUUCGCCUUUAGAAUUUGCUUCAUUGAAUCUAUACACGGAUUCGUCAAUUCGCUUAUCUGGGCGGGACUACUUCGGCUGUAAGCUGUGAAAAACGCGCACUUUUAAAUGACGGGUGAAAACACGUCGGAAAUCAGGUCAGCACUUGUUCGAUCCAUCUACCAAAUUGACCUGAUGUCAUUUUCGAAAGAUGGAAAAGGUGUUGAAUGGCCAUGUAACUAACCCAAACUCUACCCCUACUCUAACCCCUCACCGCAACCCUAACUCUAACCCUAACCAAAUUAAUUUUAAAAAUCCAAAAAGAAACAACUUUAGAAAUUGAUCAAAGACGUAAUGUCAGUUUGGUAGAUGGAAACAAGCGAAAACCCGGAAAUUACGACCGUGAAGGAGCUUGUAUAUUUGAUACAAAAUCCUGGUAAUUUGCAUAUCGAACUUUCAGUCCAUUUUUCUAACCCAACAUUCAUGUCUUUAAAUUAAUAUUAUUGCAAAAGCCAAAUCACAAAGCGAUAAACGACAAUUGUGUCCGUGAAUAAUGUGAUGUACAACCGCUGGUUUCGGCUCGUGUUUAUAUAAUACAACAACAUGCAAGCCAUGUUGUGUAUAUUAGACUAAGUAUAAUUACUUAAAAGUUAACAAAAUACUAUUUCCAUACCUAUUUUUGAUCAUCUGGUAUAGAUUCUCUCUCAUGUAUUCGAACACAAAAUAAAGUUGAUCAUUUUCUCGGAUUACUUCUUUGAGUUUGACCACAUUUGCAUGAUUUAGUUUUCGUAAAGACUGCAAAAGAGUAGAAAUUCCUAUAGUAUUCAGCAGUUAUUCGACUCAUCUUGACAGCAUGUGUUACUAUUUCUACAUGAGCUCUGAGGAGAACAAGCAAUCAAAUAAUUUAAUAUGAUUUCAUAUUUAGAAAUCCUAAAAGACCAUAACAAAUAUUUCGAAUAAAAAUUGCUAUGAUGAUCUUACCUUCACUUCUCGUAAGUUGACGCACUCGUCCCAAGAAUAGUAUUUUCUUUUCAUUCUGAAGAUAUAAGGACAAAUGUUAUCACAUUUUGUUGGGUCAUUCUAUGCGCACCCUAUGUUAAUGAGUUAACCAGAAUAGCCUGCUAAUGUCUCUUGUUAAAACAUCAAUCAUGAAUGCGCUUUAUACUUUAUUAUUCUACUUUAACACCGAGCAAGUUUACUUGUUAAGAGGAACUUCUUCGGUAUUAGCAAACUAUAUCUGCAUGUAGAGGUGUCUUAUUAUUAACCAAAUAAGGGGCAAUGCCUGCCCUACAUUAUUACUCUGUCUCUAACGCGACUCUAUUUACGAAUAUCAGUGAAUAUUAGGUAAUUUUGAUGCGACUGGUUUACACCGAAAUCGAGAAAUGUAUAUACGCGAUUUAUGUUAUUAUAAAUCUGGUCAAGCAUAUACGUUCAUUAUAAAUAUUGAAUGUGGUUGAUCAUGCGCACUUUAUCAUUUAACGUCCCACAAGUGAAACAGCAAAUAUUUUUAUACAAAUUUCAGACCGCAAUUUUGGAUAAUUUGUGAGACCAGUAAAGAGGUUGAUGAACCUCAGGCAUAGCCCACGCGUCACAGACUCUAGACUACGGUACGGCUAAGAUGUGCCUAAAGAGCAUUGCCUCGUUUCCGCCUAAAGACAUAUAUCGCGUUAUCUAGUCGAGAAUGAGACGAGGGGCUUGAAAUUCUAUUGGCGGGAAAGCGGCCCUCUUUUGGCAACUACAAAGUACACACAGAAUUGGGAAAAUAUAAAGUUUCCCCGUUGAAAAGAGAAGCUAAUCUUCUUCUCAAUUAGAUAUACUGUAUAACGGAUACGUCGGUAAAACCCUGCUCAAAUGAGCUACAGGGAGAGACUUAAUAAUUAAUGAGAGUAGGCAAACCAUAGUUUGUUAAUAUAACUUUUAAGAACACCGCUACACCGCCCAACUCGAUUAGCAAACGAAUUUAUAUACCUUGUUUUCUUUAUUUAAAAAUUGGCAACGUUAAAAAUGUAUUAGUUCACCUAAUUGUUUUGCAUAAGAAAUGAAAGUUGUAUAGGCUUAAUAUUGUAGAUAUUGAACCGUAGCAAAAAAUUGUUUUUAAUGAAAGAAAAUUGUUUAUUAUUCCACAUUGUCAUUGACUGCGGUUUGUUUCAAGUUGUCGUCCAGAUGUUGGUCAUGAGCUCGUUUUAACUGCAAGGGGCCUAUUACCUACACUAAUAGAGCGAUAGUUUUGCUAGAUAAAUGUUCAAACGCAUUAAAAUUCGGACAUGGAACUUUUCCGCUUGCAAAAUACCGCUAAUUGAAAAGAAAUAUAUCGGGAUAAAUUAUGCAUUAUACGGCCUAUUACGCUACUAAUGAGGGCUUGGCUCGAAAAGUCGAAGUUCUUUUCAUAAUUUUAUAUUUUUCAUGCAUCGCAUAAUUCAUAAAAAAGUUCACAGGUUGAUAAAUUAUGCAUUGCCACAUGAAAUGAAAUAAACUACACCGGCAGUAUAAAUUAUAAUUGAGUCCUUGAAUUAACAAAAUAUUUUUGAGGUUACUAUAGUUAUUUAAACAAUUAUAAAAACACGACUGUUUGUGACUACUUUUUAGAUAACAUCGCUCCGUGUCAGAAAUUGAAUCGCACAUUGCAAUGCCGUCAAUGCAGACGUUCAAACUUGACAUUUCCAAAAAUCGGGAGGUCUGGUAAAGGAAACGAAACGAAACUUUGUCGUACAAAACACCCCUCUUGGCGAAAUACCGCUUUUUUGUCGAUCCGACAACCGUUUUUACCGUACGCGAACUGACUAUACCGUUUUUUAUGUCGAACCGUUUUUCAUAUAUACCGGUUUUUGUCGAACUUUUGCGCGAUUUUCAAUUUCUGGAUAUUAGUUUGCGUAUUUGCGUGUCACUAUAGACUAUAUUAUUUCUAUUUAACUAUAAAAUAUUAAAUAUUUUUAAAUUAAAACGGCUUUUACAAGGAUUCUUUUAGAAAGUAACAUUUUUUCUUUUCAUUCGUAAAAUCGGGAGGUUUAAAUAUAAAUCGGGAGAUUUGCCAAGAAAUCGGGAGCCUCCCGAUCAAAUCGGGAGGGUUGGAACCUUUGCCAAUGGCAAUGCCGAAUGGGCACUGUAAUAGCCACGAUUAGGUUUAUUUGUAGAACAAAAACAAAAUUUGCUCAAAGGGACUUGAAAACAGUCUUGACUUAUAGUUCAGAAACGACAUUGAGAGUACUGCUUGUGAGACUGAAUUUGUUUAAUUUAACUGAGAAUGCGCAGUCUAUCUGGAUUGCUCCCACAUUCACAAUGGAAAGAUGUUAGAAAUAAAUAGGUAGCAACAAUAUUAAAUAAGUCAUUUUUCAAAUGCUCGACUAGUCAACUUCGACUCCCAAAGGUCCGAGUGUGUUCUGGGAAGGCAGGCAGCCGCGGGCGAGUGAACUGAGUACUUCUCAAACACUGUAAUUUACAGUUUCUAAGUACUAGACACUAGUACUUUGAAGUUAUGUAAAUUCAAAUUUGGGAAAAUUUGCGAGGGGUCUUCCUCUAGUUUCAAAACACUAAUAAAUUACUGAUUUCUUAAUUUGUUUUUGGUUCAUGAAUUCGAGUAUGAAUUGUUAUUGAGAAACCAAUUUUCUUGGCUGCUAUGACUGUCCUAUAAUUUGGACAGGAUAGAGUAGGGGGAAUCCACCAUUAAACUGCGAUGUGCUGUAUUAGUAAAUUUACUCCAUCUCACUGUCUGUCAAGUGUCUGUCAAGGUGUUGCCCAUCUUGUCUAAUGGCAGAAGAUUUUACUUUUUAAAAAAACAAGUAAUCAGACAUUAAGAUUUCGGUGUCCAUUGCCAUUAAUGCUGACUUAUUGCAGAAGGUGUCCACUUUUGUAGGGGUGUACAAUGUCUACACAACCAAACUUGGGUCUUUUAAUAUUGCAAGUUUCUGCCAGCAGGAAUCUGCCACAAAAGACCUGCAUAGCUGCUGAGCAUUUUCUUGUCAAAUUGAAAAUUAAUUUGUAGUUAAUUAUGUGUUAAUUAGCCAACUACAAGUUGUAUAUUGGUGAUGGUAUAUUGCUCUUGUAAAAAUAUGGACACACUGUGUACACUCACACGAUUGUCUAUAAGGUAGAAACCUUCCACUAUAAAUAAUUCUGAUUUGCAUAUGAACUAUUUGUUUUAAAUUUUGAAAAUUCUGUCGAAAUGGAAAUGACUUUUUGAGCAAAGGCUCUUUGACAGAGCAGCAUAAGGAAAUUUCUCAGGCUGGCAAGAAAUCACCUGUCUACCAAAAUAAUAACUUUGAUUACAUGCAAAUUAAUGCUUAAAUUAAAAGAAUUUCAUAAUAAUAUAGGUGCCCAAGGAAAACAAAUUACAUUUUCACAUCAAAAUUUGCUGUGAGGUUCCUCAGUAAGGCACUUCAACAGCAUUUUAGGGGUUGCUUCUGAUGUGACUCUGAGUGUAUUAUCUACAUCGGGCAGGCUUGAAAAAUAUGCCUGGCCACGGUGGGAAUCGAACCUACGACCUUUGGAAUACUAGCUGUGAGUAGCCCAAUGCUCUGCCAACUGAGCUACGCGGUCAGGUCAUUUCGGAACUGCACUGGUCCAGAUUUCCAUGGAAUCUAUCUAGACCAGUGCAGCUCUCCACAUAUUAAAUGAAAAGUAUUUUUACUAUAAAAAUAACUGCAACACAAGAUCUUGCUCAGUGGGGCUAUCAUGCUAAAGGGAACAACCUAGCUUCCAUAAAAACAGCCACAUGCUAAACUUAUCAGUACAUUUUAGUCCAAGUCAACUCAACUAAACUGUCGACAAAUUAGUAGAUUACGGAAGGGGUUAGCUCAGAAUUAUCCAUGAUUAUUAGACAACUUGAAUACAAAUAACUAUUCUAUGCAAACGAGACAUUGAAUACUCCAUGAUAGCGGGGCGUAGAUCAAAGCGAUCAUGGAACAAGUCCAAAAAGCAGGAUGAAAUCUAUUUACAAGUUGCUAACUCAGCUUUAUCGGUUCUGAACUGUUCUCCUAAGAGUACAGCAAGGGUCCAACUCUUAUUGGUCCAGUGUUACUAAAGAAAGGGAUUUUUGUACUGAGAGAGCAUCAGACAGUUGUUAAUGAGCUUCGGAUUGAUAGGGAUACAACUAUCUGAAAUAUACAAGGGGACGUUUCGAACAAACACCCUUUGUCAGGCCCGUCGCUGCUACUAACUUCCUGAUGAAGGGCCUUAAUUCACUCGAAACAUUGAAGUUCUCCUUGUAUUUUUCAGGUAGUUGUAUCCCUAUCAAUCUGAAACUGCAUUAUUGGCAACUACCUACAACUGACACAGGCUGUUCAAGUUGUUAAUACUGCUGGGAUCGAAUCCAAGCUUCUUCACAGACUCGCACACAUGAAACACACAUUCAAAUGACUGACUAACAUUGAAUAAGUAUCCAAUGACAGGUCGACUCAGGUGUUAAAGUAGCAUAAUAAGUUAUCUAUUUCUUGUGCCCACUUCUAAACACAAAUCUAUUACUGACAGUAAUUGAUAAUUAUCAUACAAAAACCGCUCCUCACCGUUUUAUGGCAACAUUUUCACCCGUCUCACAGUUUCUUGCCAAAGUUACUGAUCCGUACGUGCCGUCGCCAAGAUUCUUAAUUGUCUGAUAACGCUUCAUUUCACUUUUCUGGACGAACGAGUAACUUGACAACGUAUUAUAUAAAAGAUCAAAAUAUUGUCAAAUUUGAUUCCUUUAUUCGACUCAAAAUCGCUCCACGUUGGAAAGAGUUUGGAACCAAAGGAGAAGGCCAAGGCAUUGCUAAAGCAAACGAAGCAAGAAACACUCUAAAAUACUUCAAACUUACGACUUUAAUGCUAACAAAUUAUGAAUAAUAUCCUAUUUGUCAUGGAUACGAAUUAUGGACCCAAAUAAAACAUCACACAGGAAACUAGAAUUGAAAGAUCGGGACCCAACAAUGCUUUAAAAUACAAUUUAAACAUUCCCCUUACCUGUUGUUAGUUCGAUUUUCCCAUCAGCUUAACUGUUCAAGCAAAAGCGAACAAAAAUUAAGCCUUCCCUAAUCUUCCCUUGCUAAACAAAUGCAAAUGGCGACCCGAACUAUUCACCCGCAAUUCACUGUUGCCUAGCAACGACGAAAACAAAAGGCUGAAAUUGAAACAGCUGCCACAUCGUAAAUGUUCCAAAUAUGGGCAUGGGGGUGUUAUUGCCGUAUAUCACCCGCAGAGAGACAACGUAUACGUAAUUCCGAUUAUACGAUUUUAAAAAAUUUCAUAACAACGUUUGACCGCAUACCAGUAAACGCAGCAUUUCUAUAGGUCAGUGGUUUGAAAUUGAUCUUUUCGCUAUUAAAAAGCGGGCCGAGAUUAAUUUCCGCUAAUGACCUUCAAAUGUUGCGCGAGCAACGCAUGCAAAGGCACACCUGAACAGCAGCAUCCAACUUCCAACUACACACACAAAAGUCUCGCAUCUUGUAGCAAGUCUGCCGACAAGUUGUCAACAAGUUGUGUUCGCACUGCUUGUCCCAAGUUGUCAACAAGUUUGGAACAACAAGUCCGAUACAGUCAUGAUAUAACAAUAUUGUUACAACCUUGUGUCAUCAACCUUGUAACAUUUUUUCCGCAGUCGGGGUUAUAGGUUAGGGGCGGGGUUGGGUGGGGAUCAGGGAUUAGCCUUGAUACAUUAUAAGUCCUAUAUUAUUUAACAUAUACCUAAACGACAUACCAUCAUUGCUUGAUAACAAAGAUUCUGACCCACUCACACUCCCAAAUGGUACAAAACUGAAUUGUCUGUUAUAUGCCGACGAACUGAUAAUAUUAUCUAGAUCAAAAAUUGGCCUCCAAAGCUGUUUAAACCAGUUAAACAACUGGUGCAAUAAGUGGAUGAUGGAGGUUAAUUUAAAGAAAACUAAAGUUAUGAUUUUCCAGAAACCAAUGUCAAAACAACAAACUCCACAAUUUCUAUUUGCAAACAAAAUACUUCAAGUAACACAAGAUUACAACUAUUUAGGUCUUAAACUUACAACCGCAAUGGGAAUUUACCAUAGCAAUGAAACAACUUGCUGAUAAAGCAAAACAUGCUAUGUUCAGCACAAAGAAAAAAGUUGAUUUUCACUCACUGAAUCCAACUAAAACUAGUAAUCAAAAUUUUUGACAGUAUUAUCUCGCCAAUACUUCUAUAUCAUUCAGAAGUAUGGGGUGCAUUCAUUAAUAGCGACCUUAAUAAAUGGGAUCAAAAAGUUCAUUCCAGAUUCUGCAAACUAUACUUAGGAGUUAAUAGAAAAGCAACAAAUGUAACGUGUAGAGGUGAAUUAGGAAAAUUUCCUCUAUUAAUAACCAUACACAAAAGAAUAAUCAAAUACCUUGCACACAUUAAUACCCUUCCUGACUUCACUAUUGUGAAACAAGCAUUCCUAAUCUCCAAAGAACUUUAUGAACUGAAUAAACCCAGUUUUUACUCCAAUGUCAUGAAGAUACUUAAAUCAUACACUAACGUAAUGAUGAACUAAAUGAAUUAGAAUCUAUUACUAUUCAUCAACAAAGUCAAUGUAUAAGCAAUGCUAAAAAUAAAUAUAUGUCACCUUUUGGAAACAUAAUUAAGUUAGACAAUUCCUCCAAACUCUCUUUCUACAAACUCUCUCUCUUUCUCUAUCUGAAUAUAAGUUAGAGGUCUACCUUACAACUAUAAGAAACGCAUCUCAAAGAAAAGCAGUAACUAAAUUGUCAUACGGUUACAGAUUGAAUACGGUCGAUAUCACAACAUCCCCCGUGAACAACGCUUAUGUAAUCUCUGUGAUACAAACGAAAUUGAAGAUGAAUAUACUUUGUACUAUCUUGUAACUACUACAGAGAAGACAGAAACACCACCAACAAUAUAUUACAAAGACAAUGCAACGAAACACUCGACUACCAAAAAAAAGAUAACCUCGUGAAUAUAAUAAAAUCUAAUGAUCCGAAAGUACUGAAUGUUUUUUCAAAAUAUAUUACAGUUACUUUUGAAAAACGGAAUCAGUACUUUGAAGCCAGAAAUACAAAUAAUACCUAAAACAAACUGUAUAAAAAAAAAACCAAAAAAAUCCUUAACCGAUAUAGACACUACUAAAUUAAAACCCUGAAAUAGUAAUAUAUCUUGUAAUCUUAAAUAUUCUCAUAGUGAUCACCAAUAUGUAAAUAAUAUAAAGUUAAAAAAUAUGUUAUUAGUUAGUUAGUUAUGAACGUUAAUAGUUAUAUUGAUGGAACUACAGUACUUUAGUAAUAUCUUGUAAUUAUAGAUCAUGCUAAUAAAGUCAUUACAAUUAAAUAGGGGUCACACGAAGUAUGGUGUAUACCCCCUCACGCGCCCUAUUAAGUUUAUAAUUUUACUGUCUGUAACACCAGACAAUUUUACUCUUUCUAUUGUCUAUUCACUCUAUUGCCAGACAAUUUUACUCUGCCUAAUAUGCCAGACAAUUUUACUCUGUCUAAUGCCAGACAAUUUUACUCUGUUUAAUGCCAGACAAUUUUACUCUGCCUAAUGCCAGACAAUUUUACUCUGCCUAAUGCCAGACAAUUUUACUCUGCCUAACAUGCCAGACAAUUUUACUCUGCCUAACAUGCCAGACAAUUUUACUCUGCCUAAUGCCAGACAAUUUUACUCUGCCUAAUGCCAGACAAUUUUACUCUGCCUAACAUGUCAGACAAUUUUACUCUGCCUAUAAUGCCAGACAAUUUUACUCUCUGCCUAAUGCCAGCCAAUUUUACUUUGUCUAAUGCCAGACAAUUUUACUCUCUGCCUAAUGGCCAGCCAAUUUUACUUUGUCUAAUGCCAGACCGAUUUCUCUGCCCAAUGCCAGACAAUUUUACUCUGUUUAUUGCCAGACAAUUUUACUUUCUCUAAUGCCAGACAAUUUUACUCUGCCUAAUGCCAGACAAUUUUACUCUGUCUAAUGCCAGACAAUUUUACUCUGUCUAAUGCCAGACAAUUUUACUCUGCCUAAUAUGCCAGACAAUUUAAUUUACUCUGUCUAAUUGUCUAAUGCCAAACACAACUUCGUACCCAGGGCCUUUGCUCGGUUCAGAGGCUCUGAUUCCGAUACCAGAAUGUACCAGAACCUCUGAACCGCGCAGAGGCCCUGGAUACGAGGUUGCGCCAGACAAUUUUACUCUGUCUGAUGCCAGACACUUUUACUCUGUCUGAUGCCAGGCAAUUUUACUCUGUCUAAUGCCAGGCAAUUUUACUUUGUCUAAUGCCAGGCAAUUUUACUUUGUCUAAUGGCAGACAAUUUUACUCUGCUUAAUAUGCCAGACAAUUCUACUUUGCCUAAUGCCAGACAAUUUUACUCUGCCUAAUGUCAGACAAUUUUACUCGUCAAGGGAAGAGUGGUGCCACUUACUGGGUUAAUCUGAGGUUAAAAUUUAUAUGGGGUAUUAUUUUAACUGACUCGUGAUUCCUCGUAGACGGCCAAUCUUAAUACACACACCCUGUGAUUGAGACGUGGGCUUGAACUGAUGUCAGAUACACUAAAACAAGGCUCUAUAGACUAUAACCAAAGUGACGUACUAUCCGGAAGGGUGUAUUAAUGUUUAUUUCGAAGCAAUAUCACUCUAUAUAUCACUCUAUUGCCAGACAAUUUUACUCUGCCUAAUAUGCCAGACAAUUUUACUCUGUCUAAUGCCAGACAAUUUUACUCUGUUUAAUGCCAGACAAUUUUACUCUGCCUAACAUGCCAGACAAUUUUACUCUACCUAACAUGCCAGACAAUUUUACUCUGCCUAAUGCCAGACAAUUUUACUCUGCCUAAUGCCAGACAAUUUUACUCUGCCUAAUGCGAGACAAUUUUACUCUGCCUAACAUGUCAGACAAUUUUACUCUGCCUAUAAUGCCAGGCAAUUUUACUCUUCCUAUAAUGCCAGACAAUUUUACUGUGCCUAUAAUGCCAGACAAUUUUACUCUCUGCCUAAUGCCAGCCAAUUUUACUUUGUCUAAUGCCAGACAAUUUCUCUGCCCAAUGCCAGACAAUUUUACUCUGUUUAUUGCCAGACAAUUUUACUUUCUCUAAUGCCAGACAAUUUUACUCUGCCUAAUGCCAGACAAUUUUACUCUGCCUAACAUGCCAGACAAUUUUACUCUACCUAACAUGCCAGACAAUUUUACUCUGUCUAAUGCCAGACAAUUUUACUCUGCCUAAUGCCAGACAAUUUUACUCUGCCUAAUGCGAGACAAUUUUACUCUGCCUAACAUGUCAGACAAUUUUACUCUGCCUAUAAUGCCAGGCAAUUUUACUCUUCCUAUAAUGCCAGACAAUUUUACUGUGCCUAUAAUGCCAGACAAUUUUACUCUCUGCCUAAUGCCAGCCAAUUUUACUUUGUCUAAUGCCAGACAAUUUCUCUGCCCAAUGCCAGACAAUUUUACUCUGUUUAUUGCCAGACAAUUUUACUUUCUCUAAUGCCAGACAAUGUUACUCUGCCUAAUGCCAGACAAUUUUACUCUGCCUAAUUAAUGCCAGACAAUUUUACUCUGUCUAAUGCCAGACAAUUUUACUCUGUCUAAUGCCAGACAAUUUUACUCUGCCUAAUAUGCCAGACAAUUUAAUUUACUCUGUCUAAUUGUUUAAUGCCAAACACAACUUCGUACCCAGGGCCUUUGCUCGGUUCAGAGGCUCUGAUUCCGAUACCAGAAUGUACCAGAACCUCUGAAUCUGGAUACGAGGUUGCGCCAGACAAUUUUACUUUGUCUAAUGCCAGACACUUUUACUCUGUCUGAUGCCAGGCAAUUUUACUCUGCCUAAUGCCAGACAAUUUUACUCUGCCUAAUGUCAGACAAUUUUACUCGUCAAGGGAAGAGUGGUGCCACUUACUGGGUUAAUCUGAGGUUAAAAUUUAUAUGGGGUAUUAUUUUAACUGACUCGUGAUUCCUCGUAGACGGCCAAUCUUAAUACACACACCCUGUGAUUGAGACGUGGACUUGAACUGAUGUCAGAUACACUAAAACAAGGCUCUAUAGACUAUAACCAAAGUGACGUACUAUCCGGAAGGGUGUAUUAAUGUUUAUUUCGAAGCAAAUUUGAGGGAUGAGGAAUUCUAAUAUAGUGGUUAAUAUGUAGGAAUUUUGUCGCGAGGCGACUAUAAAACGACUAUAAUGUAGUUUGUGAAUUAGUCAUUUUGAUGAAGAAAACACAAAAGAAAUCAUGAGGGUCACUCAUGUUGUAAAUGGUACUUAAAGUUAACAUCGGCCCAUAUGGAGUCGGGUUGGUCCAGUUAAUCCUUAUAUUAAAUUCGUUGAAAUAAAGCUCUUACCACGGCUUUGAUAAACAUCCAAAACUGACAUUUCAAAAGUUGAAUAUACCUUAUGCACAAUGACGUCACAAGGCUUGAUGCCCGCGAGGAAUGCUGGUCUUAGUAGUCACUCGCCCGGGAAAAUUUCGAUAGUGGCCAUUUUGAAUUUUUUAAUUUUCCCGGGCGAUGACUACUAAUUAGACCAGCAUUCCUCGCGGGCAUCAAACCUUGUGACGUCAUUAUGCAUGAGGUUUAUUUAUAGCUUAGUUUGAUGCCAGUAACAGAUAUGAUCAGGAAGAAUUGGGAAAUCUCGCGUGAUACGAUUCAUCCCGGCUAGCCGGACUCGCACGCCGCACGGCCCGUAUGAACACUCCCUUCAACCUUGACCUAAGCGUACAGCUGUCUCAAUCAAUUAUCCAGUGACAUUUUGGUCGAUCACAAUUGCGGCAUUAUGCAUCCGUUACAUCUGAGCUUCAUCAUUCCUUUGUCAUAACAUCCGCUGUACAUAUGUCACGCAGGUGAUCAGGAAACCAGAUGGUUGAACUCGGCCGUGCCGUCGUAGUUAAAAGAAUAAUGUCUAACGGCUAUAGUAUCGUCUAUCGUCCCCCAGGUAUUUUUGACAGCAAGCUUAUUAUGCCGCAGACUAAGGCCUGUUUCAAACGUCGCGCUUCUCAUGUGCCGAACGCAUUAAAAACAAUAGAUAAUUAAUCAGCUGAUUAAUGAGUGAAAUAUUGUUUCUAAUGCGUUCGCCGUUCGGCACAUGAGAAGCACGACGUUUGAAACACUGGCCUAAUAGACCUUUCCCCUUUUGAGUGAAACUUUGAUCUAGACAAGUCUGGACAAAGAUUUCAUCACAGCUUGAAAGAGCAUCACAAAAUUAGUAAUAUUCCGAAGUUUCGUUGCGAAAUGUUGUAAAAUGCGGAUAAUAUAUAGCCUUGCGAAGUUUGCCGUUUUUCAGUCAUUUUGCAUUACAGUCUAACAUUUUGCAUCAGUUUGAUCAUCUGAUGCAAAAUGUUAGAUUGUAAUGCAAAAUGACUGAAAAACGGCAAACUUCGCAAGGCUAUAUUAUCCGCAUUUCGUAACGAAAUUUCGGAAUAUUACUAAUUUUGUGAUGCUCUUGAAGCUGUGAUGAAAUUGUUGCCCAGGCAUAUCUAGAUCAAAAUUUCACUCAUAAGGGGAAAGGUCUAUUGACAGGCUAUCCUAAGACUGAAAUAUAAUUUUAUCAGCUCCUCAGUAGAGUUAGUUUAUUUUUUCAUGCACACGGUGUGUACGACAAAUAUUGACAAUUUGUCCUUAUAUAAUAAUUGCCAGUCCUGGUGUACGGCCAAGGAAACGGGACUAGAGUAUAGUUUGUACUUAAAAAUCGGGCAGAUUGCACUUAAAAAUUUGGGAAUUCCACUUAAAAAUCAUCUAAAUGAUUAAUUAAAGAAACUUGAGCAGCGCGCAAAAGAAAAAGAAAAUUCCCGUAAAGAAGUAGAAUUGCAAAAUUUGGUUACGAAAUGUUGUGAUACCGAAAAUAUAGGCUAUAGCCUUGCGAAUUUUGUAUAUUAUGUUUGUAUUACGUGCGGAAAUUGUUACCACUGUUUGAGCCGAAAAUGGUAACAAUUUCCGCACGUAAUACAAACAUGAAACAUACAAAAUUUGCAAACUUUGCAAGGCUAUAUUUUCCAAGCUUUACAACAUUUCGCAACCAAAUUUUGCAAUAAUUCCAGUAUGUUCUUUUUAGCUGUGGUGUUUGAUUCCCUUCUCAGUCUUUACUUAGAUUAAAAUGUAGUCUAACAUGCCAGUUGUCCAUUGAUGGGACGAGAUUGCGCAAGAAGAACUUUUUCCAGGUCACAAAAAGACGGUACCCCAACAGAGAAGAAACAUACUCAACAGGCACUGACAGGAAAUGCUGCUGAAUUAUCGCCUGCAAAGCAGGUUCUUUUACUGUUUUGUGAAUGUUGUCUAUUUUUUCUCCGUCGCUAUCUGACAAAACAAUUAAUGUCUGUUCCCUCGGGUACUGAAUAGUUUGUUUUGCUUAAUACCCUGGAAUCUCAAUGUGGAAACUCUCGGGAAAACAAUACUAUUGCCAUCGGAAGCAGUUAAAAGAUAUAGAUUAUUUUCCUUGCAUGCUUCUAUAGCUGUCAACAAUGGCCACGAUCUGCUGUCCCGAAUAUACAAUUGAAUACAGUAACUGCGAAGUUGAAUCGACAUCAAUUAAUGUAUUUGCUUCUGUUAGUUUUCCCACUGAAAUCAACAUGAUUGAUACCUGAUUAUUUGAAUAUUUGCAUAAUUGGCGUCCUAUGAAACAAUUAGCGCGCAAUUGCGCGCGCGAUCAGAUAUCCUGUCCAGCCCACAGUUAACAUUUUUCCGCAAGGAAAGCAAACAAAACAGUACCAUUAUUAGGUUUCCCUCUUUCGUCAACAAAUUAUUUCACUAAAACAACACAAGAAUACAAGCUGAGUAAAUCCUUUAAACAAAUGAUUAAUCAUAAUACUAUAAACAGUCAGCAGUCUUGCAUUUUCACCAGAUUUUGGUAGUUAAAAGUUUUAUAGAAUACGUUCUCUGUAAUUGUGGAGACUACCUUUAUUUGUACAAUUGCAAAAAAUAAAAUAAACUUUAUUUAUACUGGAGAAGCUUUCAUUGGUAGGGAUGGAACUACCUGAAAAUAUAUAAGAGAAUUUCGAUACUGGAUAGAUUUUAUCAGUUUGAAACAUUUCGCCCUAGAGGUCCAGUAAAGGUCAACAGGGGGAAAUUUAAAACCUAAACUAAACUUAAAUAUUUAUACUGGGCUCUGCUCUAACGGCUAAACUGUUCCUUCUUAUAGGCGUCCAGUGAAAGAUCGAUCAUAUUUAUUGGUCUAAAGUACGGCAAGAAACCUAAACUAAGCUAACCUUAUCUGACAAUCUAAUGACAGUUCAUGACACUGAAUAACUCUACCACUGCCCUAAACUGUUUUCCCUAACCCUAGGGGUCCAGUACAGAAGAAUGUAGAUGUCACCAGCAACCGCAUCCCCCGCAAUGUUUGUGCGCAUUUCGCGCGCAUAAUUAUUAUCACGUUUUACAUUUAGCGCGCAAAUCGAAGACAGACAUAUUUUUGAAAACGCAGGUCUACCCUGCGACAUAUUGUUUAUUGUAACCAAUUAACUAUCGCGCACAGCUGAAAUAUAUUUGGAUGACGCAAACGGUUUCCAGUAUGUUUUGCUAUCUGGUUCAUUUCUCUCGACAAUUGGGUAAUUGUUUUCUCGACGAAAAUGUAAAUAAACUUGAGAUAAGAAGCGGUUAAGUAAGGACCGACCGACACUUGAAAGCAUUUGCGCAUUUGAUCCAACGAAGUAAUUUGUAAGAAAAUCUGAAGACAGGAACAAAACGAAAAGUCGUAUAUUCAGUCAAGAAUAUUCCGUUUUCUGACCAUAGUUGCUGCUGUGGUAAACUCUCACAGGUAAGAAAAGCUCAAUUACUUGUGUUGACAAAUUAAAGUACUUUAAAUUCUGUGGAGUUUCUUAAGCCGUAAUCAUCAAUCGAGAAUGUGAGUCACGAAUUGUUACAGGGGACAUUUCGAGCUUUAGUUUAAACAAAACAAAAUUUGGACGAGUGUCCAAUCUACGUUUUAACUUCCAUAAAAUACAUGAUAGUGUUGGGAAAGCAUUAAGAACAGCUAACAAAGGUCGCGUGAUUUCCAACUCUCAUGCAUGCAUGCACUGGCUCGCAUCCUCUUUACACCUCGCGUGGCGGCAUGGCGGGUGUAUUUCCGCACAUAGCCUUAACUUUCUUCUUUAAUUUUCUUUGUAAUUCUAUUCACGUUUACGCAUCUUUAAUAUUCAUUCUGUUUUUAAAAGUACACAAUCGAGGUGAUUAAUCAACGGAUACAAUUGGUUAGCAAUCACGGUCAAGUGCCUAUCAGCGCGAUGCGGACAAAACUUCACAAAUAGCUAUCAUUUCGGUGCGGUUAGAUUUAAAAUCUUAUAAUCGUAUUAUUUAACUCAGUCAAUGGGUAAUAAUAUUGUCUAUGAGCUAAAGUUAAUAUUAUAUUUUUAAAAAGUGCGCAAACUGGUUACCGUGAUUUAGAUUUUGAAAUUAACUCAAGUGAAUCAAUACUCAAGAGUCAAGGCAAUAAUAGCCAUAGCCCAUUUCCGAAUUGCGCAUAUUAUUUCAAUAUCUGCAUGUUUGUGAAUUUAGAACGAAAUGGCCUGCUGCUACGUUUUAUCUCAGGAUUUUUUCAAUACGUUAUUUACACAUGUGCUAUUACGUUCUCUUGCAUCCCAGCAUGAACAAUUGUUUUAUACUUGUCAGCGAAGUUUCUCAGCUGUUUUAAUACUGGGACCUGUUUCCUUAUUAGUAAAGCAAUCUUUUUACCUAAGACCGCUUAAGUACUGUUACGUGUACGGUCACUACAGCUGUUUUAUGAUAACUAAAGUUCGACUGUUUUUAACAAGAUGUUUUUGUUUUCAGAUCACCACGAAUUUGGAGUCACAGUCUGUUGUUGACAGUGCACUCGUUCAGGCAGAACAAUUAAUCUGCUUUUUAUCAGUGUAACAAAGCUGUGUUUAAUACUGAAAGCAUUCUCAAAGCAUCGAUACCUAUUGAAAGCAUAUUGUAUUGAAAGAUUGGAGAUUUUUUAUACAUUGACUAAUACCUAUUUUAAACAAGUGUAUAGCCUCAUCAAACCGAGUCGACGAGUCGUUGGCGAUCUUCCAACAAUCCGAAUUUAUCAUCGAAAACUAAGUAAAAUUAUACAGGAAACAGUUUCAACGCAUCGUUUCCUAUAUUCGAAGCAUUGGUUGAAGCUUCUAUAUAACUUGACAAAGAUUUUAUUUUGAAAGCUGAAACAAGUAUAUAGCUUGUAUCGACUUACUGCACUUUACAGUUAUCAACGAGGUUGUCAAUACUUCAACAAGGCAAGGACAUUUCACAUUGAAAAGUAAACUACAGUAUUCUGGGCGAUUUUAUAACCUUUCAAAAACAAACCACUUAGUCUCACGAUUAUUCUUGUCGUGUAUAAGACAUGAAGCCAACGAAGACCACAGAUAAUGCGCGCAAUGGUCUACCUGAUUUGCGCAGAGUCCAGACUGGUUUGCAUAUAACGCGCACUCGUGCCAGGGUUGCGCAAAGGGUUGCGCACGGUCCUCGCCAGCGAAGUAUCGAAGACUGCAUUCAAAGACUUAAACUUAUGGUGCCAAACAUACGAACAGAUGAAAAAUUGGAUGAGUUCGAGAUCUUACAACGUGUUAUAGAGUACAUACAGCUGUUGGAAGAAGCAUUAGGGAUUAGCGUCACACCUCUCGUACCAUCUGUUCAAGGCAGUAAAAAGAUUUCUCUCAACUGACGCAAAUACCUCGAGAGGUCAAGUUCUGGAGGUUAGAACUGGAAUCGCAUAUCCAAAUUUGUUUAAAAUGUCAGUUGCUAAAAUAUGCUUAAAACGAUGAAAAAAGUUGCUCGUAUACAUUUCAGACAAUAAACUUGUCUGUAGCUAGAUUACAUGUAUAUUUAUUGAAUUAUUGUGGAUAUAUUUGGCUGCCUCGUGGGCGUUGCAGAUUAGGUUAAGUUUAGUGUUAGUUUUAUUAAGAGAUUACAAAACCGGAUGCCAAGUUUAUUGACAUUACCUGCAACGAAAUUUGUGGUACGCCUGAACCAAUUUAUGAGUACAUAGUGUACAUACCAAGUAUGAUUCUCUUCUGCGAUAUGCAGAGGCGAUAAUGUACCAUAUAAUGAAUAUUGAAUAACGCGGCCUUGUAAUGUAAAUUAUAUAAUAACAUGUAGGUAAUUGGCCAAAGCCGUUUAAAAGAUGUGUUCAGGCAUAUAUGAGCUAUUUAAUUAAACUAUACAAGUUGA